GUGGAACUGUUAUUAUUGGAUCAAAGGAAAAGAUGCCAGUAGAGGCAUCAUCUUCGGAUGGUAAACGUGCUUUUGAUAGCACUUUAGAUUCGGAUUUAAUUUCUUCUGUGGAGGUCAAGAAGAUCAAAUCAAUGGAAGAAAGUGACGAACAAAAUAAUGGGAUUGUGGAGGAAGAAAGUCAGAAAGCAAAAAAUUAUGAUGAAAAAAUUUUAUCAGCUGAUGAAUUGGAUUUGGAAUAUCUAAGAGAACAGAUGAACGACGAAGAUGAAGAAAAUUCUUUAGAUGACAAUUCUGAUGAAGAAGAUACGGUUGAACUUGUAGAUAUAUCAUUUAAUUCAUUUGUUGGUUCAUCAAAAACCGAUAACAAAAAUUACAAAUGGAAAUUAAAGAAUGGUGAAAACGUAAGAAGUCGGCUCAUAGUUAUGACAAAAAAGGCAAUCGAAGAAGCAAAACAAGCUGAAAAAGUUGACACGAAAAUAUUGAGUGUUAUAAGGUUGGGACUAUCUUCCAUAAUAGAUCUUUCGUCUGAGUUCAAAGAAGGCAUGUACACCUGGUUCGGGGACAAUUGGAUACCAUUAAAGAAAAAAGUAUUAUCAAUAAUUGACUUGAAAGUUGAAAGAUUCACAGGAGAAGUAUUAGAAUUAAUUACAAAAGUAGAAAAUCUUUGUGGUUCAUACGAUUAUUUGGGGGCACGAAAAAUUGUAUUAGAAAAAAUAAUGGAACGACCUAUUGAUAGUCAAAUGAGACAAGUAGCAAAAAUAUAUUUCAAUAUCAUUGAUUUAUUUUUAGAAAAUCCCUAUAUUUUCAUCAAAAAAGAUGGCCGGCCUCAAAACCAUACUGAAAUUCAAUAUGCGAUGAUUUUAACAGGCUCUAUUUUAGACAUAAUAUUCUCAGAUCAACGAGAUUAUGUUAGACUGAUAUGGGGAGAAGUAGUUUCGCAAGUCACGAAUGAUUCAAGAAGAAAGAUUGACCUUUGUAUAAAAACUGAAGAUGGCACGAAAGAGCUGAGCCAUUCCGAAUACGCUCGGGAAGCUACACUUAGCAAUAUUCCUGAUGAAGCUUUAAAUGAUACGGCAAUUUUUGGAUUACAGCUGGCGGCUUUGGACGGUCAAUUGAUUGGAGUUGAUUUACUGGACGAAGGGCUUUAUUUUGGAUUCGAUGGACCAGCGUUUAAGUUUCCCGCACAGAUUUGUAGUAUUGACGUCUUAAGACAAGCCUUAGAAAUUUUAUACUAUUUUAAG
Messenger RNA from Scutellospora calospora, 1241 nucleotides. NCBI's taxonomy places the organism in Eukaryota, Fungi, Glomeromycota, Glomeromycetes, Diversisporales, Gigasporaceae. The record is from the annotation of a GenBank genome assembly.